Liolophura sinensis is the source of this 3046-nucleotide messenger RNA. Its product is annotated as dnaJ homolog subfamily C member 27-like. The record is from RefSeq and is a predicted model, not a curated record. Gene Ontology annotation, molecular function: GTPase activity; GTP binding. Bases 296 to 1102 code for a protein of 268 amino acids. Gene Ontology annotation, biological process: phagosome-lysosome fusion. NCBI's taxonomy places the organism in Eukaryota, Metazoa, Mollusca, Polyplacophora, Chitonida, Chitonidae. Gene Ontology annotation, cellular component: lysosome; phagocytic vesicle; late endosome. The transcript is spliced from 7 exons.
GGCUUGUCAAUGCCUUGUCAAAAAACUAAGUGUCUCACACGUUUAAGACCGUUCUCUGAAUUUAUUUUUGGCACAUAUCUGCUAAGGGAGAUUUUGUACAGUGUGAAAAACGUUCCCUGACUCUGACAUGCAGAAAUCAAAGUGACCGAAGCGGCAAUGCUGGUCGACGCUGAUUUUCCCAUAACAACAACAACGAUGUAAACAACAAUGUUCCGGUCUUCAUGUUGAUGUUUUUUGACACUGAUGUCAUGAAAAUAGGAUACGUUCAUUCUGACUUUUGCGAGAAGAUUUUAUCAUGGAUACUAAGACAAAGAUAAGCCGACCCCUGAGGAUCAAAAUUAUCAGCAUUGGAAAUGCUGAAUCGGGCAAGAGCUGCAUUAUCAAAAGAUACUGUGAGCGAAGGUUUGUCCAUAAGUACCUGGCCACCAUUGGAAUAGACUACGGGGUAACGAAGGUCAAUGUGAAGGACAAAGAGGUCAAGGUCAAUAUAUUUGAUAUGGCUGGACAUCCAAUUUUCUAUGAGGUGAGGAACGAAUUUUAUCGUGACACGCAGGGUGCGGUGCUGGUGUACGACGUGACAGAUAGGGCCAGUUUCGAGACUCUGGAGCUGUGGCUAAUGGAGAUGAAGAAUGAGAUGGGCAAUAUGGCCGAUAUGGACAAUGUGACGUUCUGUGUGUGUGCCAAUAAGGUGGAUCGGAGGCCACGGGUGGUGGACGAGACAGAGGGCAGAGUGUGGGCAGACACGAAAGGCUUCCAUUAUUUUGAGACAUCAGCUCAAACAGGAGAAGGCAUCACAGAGAUGUUCCAGGUGCUCUUUGAUGGAGUGGUGUCUGCGGUGGAGAAUGGUGGUCGGAAGCUGCCGUAUCAGACCCAACUGGGCUACACCAAGGAGCAGAUUGAAGCCAUACAGAAGCUGAAAAACUCGAAAACUGACCAUGACAAAUUAGGACUUCUGCCUGGAGCAUCAAAAGAUGACAUCAACAGAGCAUAUAGGAAACUGGCUGUUCUGUUACACCCUGACAAAAGCGUGGCCCCUGGCAGUGAAGAGGCCUUCAAAGUUUUAGUCGCAGCACGGACCACGCUACUCAAGCGUGCAACUUGACGAGCAAUACACUUAGUCUUAAACCUUUAAAAGUAAACGUUGAACAUUUUUGCUGUGGUGAAACACACACUCCUCACAGGGAAUGCACGACUCUUCACACUUUACAUCAUUGCCCUCACUAGACAGGUUUGACUUUUUAAUCCUGUGCAACACAAAUGGGUUUUGUUAGAAUUAAAUGUUCUCUCAGUGAUUAUAACAAACAUGUACAUUAAUGAAAAUGUUUUAGGUGCCUAUUGGUAUCACAGGUUGCAGAUUUUGAAAAUGUAUGUAUAAGAGUUAGGAGUAUAAACACAGGUUAUCAAAGUUUUUUUUCUGCACCACAGUGUAAUUUUUGUGACAAAAUCAACUGUUGGUGGAUAUAGUGCAAGGGUAGAAAGCAGAGCUAAUGCUCCGGCAGUUAUGAGGUACAUGAUGUCAAACAAGCAAUAGAAUAGCUUGCAGAUUUUCCUCUCACAAAAGGUGGUACUAGCCUGACAUAGGAUUUGUACAUCACAAGUCUUUAAUUGCGAAACAUAUUGUGUGCUGAGGUUUCAUCUGUGACAUGUUUGGUUUCAGCACUGUGACGUCGCGCUAUUGACGCUGCAGUGGAAUGGGAAGCAUUACUGAAUUGACGUAAUACAUACCGCUUCGGACUUCUGCAGGUAUCCCAUUGUUCAGUGGUACAAAUUGGGUCUGCAGUUAUGUGAUGAUGUCUGUGAAGUGUGAUUGGCUGGCUGAAUGAUAAAUGACCUCAUCCUCUUUACAGCUCAUGCGUCGCUCUCCAUGUCCUCCUUACAUCAUUGCCACCACUAGCAAAUUUUGUACAGAAGUCUUGAACAAUGCCAAAUUCAAUGAAGCCACAGUAAUGAGGCAGAUAAAGAUGCCAGAAAACACAAAUAAUCCACCUCAACCUUUCUGUCUAGUAAUACCUUAUACACAUACUUUCUCUUUAUCUGAAAGAUGUACAACAUGAUUCUGAACCAAAACAUGAAACAGUUUUAUUGAUGAAUGCUAAUUAAAUAGAUCUUGGUGAGGACACAAGUGGUGAGGCUAAGCCUAAGCAAGCCUAUGUGUGUUUCACCUGCUCCAAUGGUCAAGCUUGUCUGUUGAUGGCAGUGAUGUAAAUCGGGCGUAGAGAGCGGCACUUGCGUUGUGAGGAGCAUGACAUGACCAGAAGUAACUGUUCCAACAAGCCGAUAGUAACCAUGAAGUCGGGAAGUUUGUCACGCACCUGCCCAAGGUCAGUGGUUUAUUCCACCUACCCAAGUUCCUCCCCACAUCAUACAUGUAGAAGUGUAUGACCUUAUUUCCACAACCUUUUCUCCAUAAGGGGACAGUAAAACUUAAGAAGUCGGAGUUGAAUUCAUGGGAAAGGCAAAUGGCGGACUGAGGGUAAUCCUGUUCCCGUAAGAUGCACAUCGAGCACUGCAGGAGGUCUGACGCGUAAACCCCCAUGUGCCGAGAGACCCGCUACAACCACAACAUCUGUCAGUCAGCCAGUAUAGCCGUGUGCGGAUGACAGUUUGGAGGUGGAUGACAAAUACUGGUCACUUAAUAUAAUAUUUACAAGAAAUAUCAAGUCCAAGACUAUAACAAACAACAUGUGCUUGCCAUGUUCAUUUUUCGAUAUAACAGUAAUCGCAGAUUCUCGUGGCUGCAUCUGUAUAGGGGAGUAUAAGACGGCUGUCGAGCGCUGAUAGUACUGUAAGCCUAAACUCAAAAGUGUCAAGCAGUGGGGCCUUGUAGUUAUGUAAUCCUCAAUAACAGAGUGGUGUGGGGAUUAAGACAGACUUGUCAAUCAAAGGCAGGAUUAAAACCUCAUCUUUAAUCCCUUAUUCUCAAUAGGAGUAGCUCUGGCGCAUGCGUUCACUUCUGAAAAGAACACUCUAUGCUUCGACUUGUUCUUUUUUUCAGAAAAUGAUUACAAGAUACAUGUUGAACGAACAGUUUCUAAACUGAUAAUGA